Molecule: messenger RNA, 3867 nt
Organism: Rosa rugosa (rugosa rose)
Lineage: Eukaryota; Viridiplantae; Streptophyta; Magnoliopsida; Rosales; Rosaceae
Product: disease resistance protein At4g27190-like
Exons: 5
Coding region: 1-3867 (1288 amino acids)
Molecular function (GO): ADP binding; protein binding
Source: RefSeq, a predicted model, not a curated record
AUGGAUUGUCUUUGUGCAAUUGGUAACGGGGUUGUUGGAAAAAUAGCCGAGUACACGGUUGAACCCUUUGGACGCCUAGUGAGACGCCAAGUGGGUUAUCUAAUCCACUACAACAAGAAUCUUCAAACUCUAAUGACCCAAGUGAAGAUUUUGAGCGUCGCCAGAGAUAGAGUACAGCAACAGGUUGAUGGAGCUGAUAGAAGAGGUGAGAAAAUCCAUAAUGAUGUCCAAAAAUGGCUCGAAGAAGUGGGUCAGAUCAUAAAAGACACAGAAGAAUUCUUGAAGGAAAAAUGCCAAGCAAAUGAAGAGCCAAGCGAAGUCUUGAAGGAUGAACAUCAAGCAAAGAUGAAGCGUCCCCAUCAACUUUGUCCUAACCCGAGACUUCGUUAUCAACUAAGCAAGAAGUCAACAAAGUUGGUGGAGGCUGUGGAUGAACUCUAUAAAAGAAAAGACUUCUCUAUUGUUUCACACAGUGUUCGCCCACAAGAGGUAUGUGUCAUACCUACUGAAGAUUAUGAGCCAUUUGAUUCAAGAAUUUCAACUUUGAGUAAAAUCAUGGAUGAAUUGAGAAGUCCCAGUGCCGACAUCAUUCUAGUGUAUGGUAUUGGGGGUGUCGGUAAAACCACACUAGUGGAAGAAGUUUUCAGGCAAGUUACGAAAGAUAAGUUGUUUGAUGAUGCAGUCAUGGUACGAGAUGUGAAAAAUCCAAACUUGGAAGCAAUUCAAGAAGAAAUUGCUGAAAAGUUAAGUCUUGAAGCUUUGUCAAACCAGACUAUCUCCGUCAGAGCCAAUAAAAUAUGUGAAAGAAUAAAAAACAAGAAGACUCUUGUGAUUUUGGAUGAUGUCUGGGAACAAAUUAACUUGAAAACUCUCGGGCUUCCCCACAUACCUACUUGUAAAAUACUGCUGACCUCUAGAACUGGAAAGGUAUUAACUGCUGACUACAUUAAGCAGAGGGAGUUUCUGCUCGGCAUUUUAGGCCAAGAUGAAACUUGGCUUUUAUUUGAGAAGACAGCAGGGGAUGUUACUAAAGAUUCUGCUAUAAAAACCUUAGCAACUCAAGUAGCCCAAAGAUGUGGAGGUUUGCCUCUUUUGAUUAUCGCAGUAGCAAGAGCUUUAGAACAUAGUUCUUUACCUAUAUGGGAAUAUGCCCUGACAAGUCUUCACAGGUUUGAUGAGAAAGAAGACUUCACGGAACAAGCUUACUUGGGUCUUGAAUGGAGUUACACUCGAUUGAAUGAGCAGCUUAAGCCAUUGUUCUUGUUGUGUGGUACUACUAUACAGGGGAACUCUAUUUCUUUGACGAACUUAUUGAAAUAUAGUAUGGGCUUGGGUUUUUUUAAAGGUCUUUCAGUUGAAAAAGCUCGAAAUGCAUUGUACACACAAGUUGAUAAACUUAAGAGUUCUUGUCUAUUGCUAGACGGAGAUGAUAAUACAUGUGUCAGAAUGCAUGAUCUUUUACAUGAUGUUGCUAUCCGGAUUGCGACUAGAGAUCAAGACGUCCUAGUACAAAAUGGAGUUCAUCAGUUGGAAGAAUGGCCAGAUCAAGAAUAUUUUAAAAGGUGCAGUAAGAUCUUCUGGUCCUGUUGCAUUAUCCCCAGUCUUCCUGACGUACCAUGGAAAUGUCCUGAGCUAGAAAUGUUCAGUUUGCAUGGUAAUAGUGAAAAAAGUGAUCAACAUUCGAAAAUUCCAAGCAAUUUUUUUGAAGAAAUGCCAAAACUCAAGGUGUUGGAUAUUUGCAAUCUGCCUCUCAUGUCACUACCUCCAUCUCUUGAAUUGCUAAAAACCAAUCUUCAAACAUUGUGUUUAGAUGGAUGCACGUUGGAACACAUAGCUCGAGUUGGAGAGCUAAGCAACUUGGAAACUCUUAGCUUAGCUAACUCCAAGUUCAAAGAGUUGCCGAAAGAAAUAGUGAAAUUGACUCAUCUGCGGUUGUUGGACUUGUCGGAUAGCCCUGAGCUUGAAGUGAUUUCACCUAAUGUCAUAUCAAGUUUGACAAGGCUCGAAGACUUGAGAAUGAAAAACAGUUUUGAAAAAUGGGAGGCUGAGGGAGACAUCAACGAAAGAAAGAAUGCUAGUCUUCUGGAGCUGAAGCAGUUAUCUCGACUAACUGCAUUAGAAAUAUAUAUUCCAGAUGUUGAUAUUCUUCCACCAAACUUGUUCUCCAAUAUGCUGAAAAGAUAUCAUAUAUAUAUUGGUGGUGUGUGGGAAAGCAGGUAUACGUGGAAGAAAACUAUGGCUGAAACGACCCUCAAUACACUAAAGCUCGAGCUCACUCCCAGCAAUCAAUCGGAUCAAGGGCUAAGAAGGCUGAUGAUGAGAUCUGAAGAUUUGGCCUUGGAUGUGAUGGAAGGUGUUAAUAAUAGUUUGUAUCAAUUAGACAACGAAGGUUCUCUGCACCUGAAACGUCUCCAACUCCAAAAGAAUGUUGAUCUUACAUAUAUCAUUAACAAGAAGCUCAAACAUCUUGAGAUAUGCAACUGCAAAAGCAUGGAAGAGGUAGUAUCAUCAACAACAGAUUACAAUGAAGAAAAUAUGAAUAACAUGUUCUGUAAGCUUGAAACUCUGGAACUGGAACAUCUUCCAUGCCUCGAUAGAAUCUGCACAGGUACUCGUAUUGAAUUUCCGUCCUUGAAGAAGUUGGUUAUAGAGUAUUGUAGAAAAUUGAAGGCACUCAUCUGUGACCCUAUGAGUGAUAAAAGUACAAGAAUCUGCAAAGAAAUUGAAGAGAGGGAGUCAGAGGAGAGCCCAAGUGUUGAACAUGAGAGUGUUGCAGAACGCUGCCUUUUUAACGACAAGGUAAGAUUUCCCAGCUUGGAGGAAUUGAAAAUCGAGUGGUUAGAGGAGUUGCAGACAAUAUGGCACAAUAACCAACUUGCUGAUCAAGACUCUUUUUGCCGACUCAAACAAGUUUACGUUAGUUAUUGCAAGAGUCUGAUAAGUAUAUUUCCGCCUACUAUCAUGGGGAGAUUGAAUGCUCUGGAAAGACUAGUCAUAGAUACUUGCAACUCGCUAAAAGUGGUAUUUGAAGUCGGAGGAAUUAAUGUUGAAGAGACACGUGUCAACAGAUCAACCCCUUAUGAUCAGUGGAAACCUUUGUACUGUCAAAAUCUUGAAUUCUUGAGGAUAUGGGAUGCUGACAGUUUGAAAAAUAUAUUCCCAGCCUCUUUGGCCAGAGGACUUCAGCAGCUACGAGUUCUGUGGGUGUCGUAUUGUCGUGAUCUGCUGGAAAUAGUUGGUGAGGAAGAGGGAGGAGUAGAAUUACCAACGCCUCCUCAGUUUGUGUUCCCAAAGGCAACACGUGUGGCAUUGGAAACUCUGCCCAAACUUAAGAGUUUUUAUCCGGGAAAGCAUACUUCCACGUGGCCAUUACUCAAAGAAUUGAAAGUACAAUUACAAAGCGGAAUUAAUGAGGUAGAAAUUUCAAUCUUUCAGGAUAAACAUGAGUCGGGCCCAGUAAAGUCUGUCUUUCCAAUUGACAAGGAUUCAUUCCCCAACUUGGAAGAAUUGUCCGUGUACAACAUGGAUAUUUGGUACGGUACAUCCCCAGUACCAACAGAGUCGUUCAGCAACCUAAAAUAUAUUACAUUUCAUGGUUGUGCACCUUUCUCCCAGCAAGCUACAUCACUCUUCCUUCAGCAAUUACACAAUAUUGAAAGAAUUGAAGUGUAUUAUGCUCCUCCCGAAGAAAUAUUUGUCAGUGAAGGAAACCGUAGUUGUGAGGAAAUACAUGCAGUUGGGACCCUACCAAGCAUACGAACUUUAAAGUUUCACGGUUGCGAAAUGUUGCAUCUAGGGAAGGAGAACUCCGGAUCAGGAGGCCCGAUUUUUCCAAACUUGGAAGUUCUAGAGUGGCUAAAAGCUUAA